UGGCUAUCGGAGAGGAGCGGGUUCCGAGCAGCUCCCCUGAAGAGUGAGAGCUGCAUUGGCUUGUCGGCAGGUUCUUAACGUGAUUACUGCUGUUGGGGUGUGCGCAUACAAGUAUACCAGGGUGGUAGUCAGGACAACCUGCCGGAGUCAGUUCUCCGCUUCUACCGUGUGGGUCCCAGAGAGCAAAUCAGGCUCGGGUUGUCAAGGUCGUUAGGCACCUUUGCUCCAGCUCCUACGCUGGAGCUCGACAGCCAACCUUGCAUCACUUUUAAGGGCUUGUUAAGACGCACAGCCGGGCGGCAAUGGCGCACACCUGUUAUUGCAGCGCUCAGGAGGCAGAGGCAGGUGGAUCUCCAGCCUGGCCUAUGGAGCUAGUUCUAGGACAGCCAGGGCUACACAGUGAAAUCCUGCCUGGGGCAGGGGGAGGAGGGUGGGAAAAAAGGAAAGGAAGAAAGGGAGGGAGGGAGGAAGAAAGGAAAGGAAGAAAGGGAGGGAGGGAGGAAGAAAGGAAGGGAAGAAGGAAGGAAAGGAAGGAAGGAAGGAAGGAAGAAAGGAAGGAAGGAAGGAAGGAAGGAAGGAAGGAAGGAAGGAAGGGAGGAAGAAUGGUUAUGAAACAAAAAGAGAGGGCCUGGGUGGGCAGAGGCCUGGGCAACUUCUUCUCUCAGGUGGGAUUUUUCGUCAGGGUCGUCGUGGGAGCUCCAGGGGAGGGGAACAGCACAGGGAGCCUCCACCACUGCCUUCCAAGCAGUGGUUCCUGCCAACCGGUCAGCCUGUACGGUUCAAACUUUACCUCCAAGUACUUGGGAAUGACCCUGGUGACAGAUGCCGCCAAGGGAAGCCUUUUGGCCUGUGAUCCCGGGCUGUCUCGGACGUGUGAUCAGAACACCUACCUCAGCGGCCUGUGCUACCUCUUUCCCCACGGUCUGGAGGGACAGAUGAUACAAAGUCGUCCUGCUUAUCAGGAGUGCAUGAAGGGCAAGGUGGACCUGGUGUUUCUGUUCGACGGUUCGAUGAGCCUGCAGAAAAAGGACUUUGAAAAAGUCCUGGAAUUCAUGAGGGACGUGAUGAGGAAACUCAGCAACACUUCCUACCAGUUUGCUGCUGUUCAGUUCUCCUCAUUGUACAGAACGGAGUUCACCUUCUCAGACUAUGUCAAACAGAAGGAGAACCCUGAUGCUCUGCUAGACAACGUGAAGCACAUGCGAGAUCUGACCAACACCUUUGGCGCCAUCAACUACGUAGCGAAACAGGUGUUCAAAGAAGAGGCUGGGGCCAGGCCAGAUGCUACCAAGGUGCUCGUCAUCAUUACAGACGGGGAUGCCACUGACAGUGGAAACAUUGAUGCAGCCCAAGGCAUUACCCGCUACAUCAUCGGGGUUGGGAGGCAUUUUAGCAGCACAAAUAGCCAGAAGACCCUCCAUAUAUUUGCCUCAGAACCCACGGAGGAAUUUGUCAAGAUUCUGGACACCUUUGAGACGCUGAAGGAUCUAUUUACUGAUCUGCAGAAGAAGAUUUACGCGAUUGAGGGCACAAGCAGGCAGGACCAGACGUCCUUUAACAUGGAGCUCUCCUCCAGUGGGAUCAGCGCAGACCUCAGCAAGGGCCAUGCAGUUGUGGGAGCAGUAGGGGCCAGGGACUGGGCAGGGGGCUUUCUGGACCUGGAUGAAGGCCUGCAGGAUGCUGCAUUCGUUGGGAAUGAAAACCUGUCCCCAAAUGUGACAGGAAACUAUUUGGGUUACACUGUGGCCUGGCUGCCCUCCCGAAGCUCCAAGCCGCUCCUGGCUGCAGGGGCCCCACGAUACCAGCACGUGGGACAAGUGCUGCUCUUCCAAGCACCAGAGGCCGGAGGACACUGGAACCAGACCCAGAAGAUUGAGGGGACUCAGAUCGGGUCUUACUUUGGUGGGGAGCUCUGCAGCGUUGACUUGGAUCAAGAUGGCGAGGCAGAGCUGUUGCUGAUCGGGGCACCCCUGUUCUAUGGGGAGAGGAGAGGAGGCCGAGUGCUCGUUUACCAGAGAAGACAGUCACUGUUCGAAAUGGUCUCCGAGCUGCGGGGUGACUCUGGCUACCCCCUGGGGCGGUUCGGGGCUGCCAUAACCGCCUUGACAGACAUCAACGGGGACGAGCUGGCCGAUGUGGCCGUGGGAGCCCCUCUGGAGGAGCAGGGGGCCGUGUAUAUCUUCAACGGGCAGCCUGACGGGCUCAGUCUCCAGCCAAGCCAGCGAAUACGAGGCGCCCAGGUGUCCCCAGGAAUCCAGUGGUUUGGACGCUCCAUCCACGGGGUGAAGGACCUUGGAGGAGACAGGCUGGCAGAUGUGGUUGUAGGAGCUGAGGGCCAGGUCGUUGUGCUAAGCUCGAGGCCUGUGGUGGACGUCGUCACGGAGAUGUCCUUCUCCCCCGACGAGAUCCCGCUGCACGAGGUGGAGUGCUCCCACUCUGAAAGUCAGGAGCCGAGGAAAGGCGUCAGGCUCAAGGUGUGCUUCCAGAUCCGCCUCCUCACGGCCCGGUUUCAAGGUCGCCUGCUUGCCAACCUUAGCUACACCCUGCAGCUGGAUGGCCAUCGGACAAGGAGCCGCGGUCUGUUCCCAGGAGGAAGCCACGUGCUCAAUGACAAGACGUCGGUCACCCCGGAUAAAUCCUGCCUGGAUUUCAGGUUUUCCUUCCCAAUCUGCAUUCAAGACCUCAUCUCCCCCAUCAACGUCUCUCUGAAUUUCUCUCUCUUGGAGGAAGAAGGAACACCGAGGGACCAACAGGUGGUCAGGGACAUGCAGCCGAUCCUGAGACCAUCCAUCCAUUCCAUGACUAAGGAGGUCCCUUUUGAGAAGAACUGUGGCGAGGACAAGAAGUGUGAGGCAAACCUCGCCCUGUCACCCCCGGCCAGCCCAGGAGUCCUGCAGCUGACGCCCUCUGCCAGCCUUGCUGUGGAGUGGACACUCAGGAACUCGGGAGAAGACGCUUACUGGGUGCAGCUGAGCUUGCUCUUCCCUUGGGGACUGUCCUUCCGCAAAGUGGAGGUGCUUAAGCCACACAGCCAAAUCCCUGUGAGCUGCAAGGAGCUCAUCGAUGAGUCAAAUCUCCUGACCAAGACGCUGGCGUGCAAUGUGAGCUCUCCCAUCUUCAAAGGAGGCCGGCAGGUCAGCCUCCAGGUGAUGUUUAGCACGCUGCUCAACGGCUCCUGGGGAGACUUCGCCGAGCUGAACGGCACCGUGCGCUGUGAGAAUGAGGACCAAGGCCUCCUGGGGGACAACGCAGCCACCACCCGCAUCCCUGUGAUGUACCCGGUCAACAUCUUCACUGAGGACCAGGGGAACUCCACACUAUAUAUCAGCUUCACCCCUAAAGGUCCCAAGACCCAGCAGGUCCAGCAUAUCUACCAGGUGAGGAUUCAGCCUUCUGCCUAUGACCACAACCCGCCCAUGCUGGAGGCCGUGGCUGGCCUGCCGCAGCCUCUCAGUGAGGGCCCCAUCGCACACACGUGGACUGUACAGACGGACCCUCCUGUCGCUUGCCACCGUGAAGACCUGAAGACGCCACCCAGCGAAGCUGAGCCUUGUCUGCCUGGCAUCCAGUUCCGCUGCCCAAUUGUCUUCAGGCGAGAGACCCUCAUCCGAGUGAACGGGACUGUGGAACUCUCCAAGGAAAUCAAGGCCUCCUCCACGAUCAGCCUCUGCAGCUCGCUCUCCAUCUCCUUCAACAGCAGCAAGCAUUUCCAUUUGUAUGGCAGCAAAGGCUCCAAGGCCCAGGUCCUCAUGAAGGUUGAUCUGGUCUAUGAGAAGGAUAUGCUUCACCUGUAUGUGCUCAGUGGCAUUGGGGGUUUACUGCUAUUGCUGGUGAUUUUCUUCGUGCUCUAUAAGGUUGGCUUCUUCAAACGGAACCUGAAGGAGAAGAUGGAGGCUGAUGGAGGUGUUCCAAAUGGAAGGCUUGGUGAAGACAGCAACCCUCUGGCAGUAUCUGAGGAAGAGACCAAAAAUCUGGGGUGUCUAGAGCCCCUUCAGGACAGUGAACAGAAUUGAGGCUUAAGCCUGAUACACUGAAGCCCAGGUGCUAACCAGCUUCAGGUGCAUGUCACUCUCUCCUUGUCUUGUGGCUGUUCCUGGAUCUCAGUUUCCCUGUCUUGCUCGUAGAGCUCAUUCCUACAGUAUCUACAGGGCCUUGGUAAGUCGGCUGAGGGAGGCCAGGAGGGCCGUCGGUGAAGCCUGGCUUCUGCUAGCCUUCCCUGUCGGCCCCAACAAGAGAAUCUUUGAAGUAAACUUGGAGAAACUGUCAUCUUAGGACCCAGUAAUGCUCCAGCCCUCCCAACUGCCCUUGGCAGUCCCAGCCUUCCGGAUCCGCCCAACACUUUCUCCAGCCUGGAGUCUAGCCCAGACUCUGCCACCAGACAGCAAAUCCCACCUGUGUCACCGCAUCGCUACUGCAGAUGCCCUCUUCUUGAGUCAAAGACAGCAUUCCUUGAGGAGCCUCAGAAGGCCUUAGAGAGUCAGGCCCCAGUGGCCUUCCCAGCCUCCUCAGGAGCUGGCCACCUCUCCUCUCCCCUGCCUCUCCUUCCCAGGCUGCAGGCACUCCGGCCUUUCUCAGGGUCAUUCUCCUUCCUGUGUUGCAGCACCCGAUCUGACAUUCUCUUCCCCCUGGAACAUUUCUGCCUCCUCCUGUCCUGGAUGAGGGAGGUUUCACACUGUGCGCCUAUCAACAGCCUGUUCUCGACUCUCUGCCUGCCGGGUUGUGUAUGUUCUCUGUCUGAUGGUUUAUUUGAUUUCUACCUCUCGGUGAGCUCCUCGGGGUUACGGAAUGUAUCCUGUUCACCUUGGGAAUCUCUGGUGACAUCACAGGGUAGGGAGGGUCAUGGCAGGUGCUUGAUAUAGUUUCAUUGACUUGAUGACAGGGGCAGCGGGAAGGUAGAGAGAUGACACGAUGAGCCGCUGGCAUUGCAUCUUUCAAGGCUCUGCCCUGCCAGGCUCCAUCACACCCUGUUCAGCCCCCCAACCCCAGCUCCCAUUCAGGAACCCCAAUACAAA
Meriones unguiculatus (Mongolian gerbil) is the source of this 5012-nucleotide messenger RNA. It is a transcript of the gene Itgal, whose product is annotated as integrin subunit alpha L. The transcript is spliced from 29 exons. Gene Ontology annotation, biological process: integrin-mediated signaling pathway; cell-cell adhesion; cell adhesion mediated by integrin. Bases 303 to 4013 code for a protein of 1236 amino acids. Gene Ontology annotation, molecular function: integrin binding. Gene Ontology annotation, cellular component: integrin complex; external side of plasma membrane. The record is from RefSeq and is a predicted model, not a curated record. NCBI's taxonomy places the organism in Eukaryota, Metazoa, Chordata, Mammalia, Rodentia, Muridae.